Molecule: messenger RNA, 3817 nt
Organism: Porites lobata
Lineage: Eukaryota; Metazoa; Cnidaria; Anthozoa; Scleractinia; Poritidae
Source: the annotation of a GenBank genome assembly
AUGUGUACUCGCUGCAGGAGAGAUAAGAAGGUACCAAAAGUUUGGUCAGGAGAGAAUAAUAUGGAUCCAAUGGCUGUUCCUAAGAUUUUGUCUGACAUGUCAGAUGCUGAACAGAUGCUGAUAGCCAGGCUAGCACCUACCGUGCAUGUACACUUACUGAAGCAUGGAGGUAUCGCUUCAAAGGGGCAUUGCAUUGCAUUCCCACAGGCUGUGCAAGAACCGGCAACUAUUCUUCCACGACUACCGGCAGAGGUGGAUAUCAUACGCGUGAGAAGACAAGGAAAAGAUGAUACCCAUAAGGACUUCAGGGUUAGAAGACACCGUGUUGAGGGAGCCCUUCGUUGGUUGAAGGACAACAAUCCUGCCUAUGGUGAUGUUGUUAUUGAUGGUGCUCGCAUACAGAAUUUACCUGAAGAUGGUGAGUUGCCCAAUUUGAGAACUGUUGAGUUUUCUGAAACAGAACGGGUAGAUGACCAAGGCCCGGCUCCACAGCAAUUGAAUGCUGGGGAAACAGAUUGUACUGAUGACUCUACAGUCUCUGGAGUAAUUCUUCCUGAGCCUGGCGUUAACGUACAAGCCCAAGUUGAAGCAGCCGUAAAUGAAGUUGUAUCAGAACCUAGUGAGGGUGAACCAGAAAAUACACGACGAAGAGGGGAACGACCAGUGAUUCCUUGACCGACCACGGACACGACACCAGCGUCAGAGUUUACCACUCCGUACUUUUUUACGAUGGCAUUUCCUUGUUUGUUUCCCUAUGGAAAGGGUGAUUUCCACAUAAACCGGCCAGUGACAUAUCCUUCACUGCAUGACUGGGCAGAGCAUCUGCUGUGGUACCAAGAUGGGAGGUUUGCUAGGCAUAAGGUGUGGAAGUUUUUUGUUCACAAUAUGAUCAUGAGGAAGCGUGCCCUGAAGCAGAGCCGGUUCUUUGUUGAUCAGCAACUUGGUGACCCACACAUAACUGUUGCAGACCUGCAAGAGCGACUUGCGAGAGGUGACACUUUUACCGACAAGUUCUUGUAUUUUGGCGCAAAUCUGCGUGGUAUAGCUCAGUACUGGCAGCAGAGACGCAGAGAACUUCGUGCCCUUGUGGAGUUCAUGGUCAAUGAGAAGCGUGGGUUACCCUCAUUUUUCAUGACUGGAAGCUGUGCUGAGUUUUACUUUCCUCCUCUUAGAAGGCUACUGGAAGAGUACAUCUUGCAGACCAAAGGUGAAGAAGUCAACCUUGCUGAAGAUAGCAAUGCCCGCUUCAAGGCAGUACAAGAAAAUACUCACGUGGUGGUGAGUUACUUUGAUCUGCGUACCCAGGCAUACCAUGAGAAGGUACUGAAGCCGGUAUUUGGUGUCUCUGAUUAUUGGUACCGUUGUGAGUUUGCCAAGUCCCGCGGUCAAAUUCAUUGGCACCAACUCAGCUGGAGGGAAGACAGGCAACCGCAUCAGCUAUUGCAUGAAGCUUGUGAAGAUGGUUGCGAAUAUGAAGAGUAUGCAGCUAGACUCAGUCAGUGGGCGUAUGAAACCUUUGCCAUGACAGCAUUACAUCUAGCUGGCAAUGAUGAAGAAGGGCAGCCAAGAAAAGACCUCUGGCCACCACCUGAGGGAACGGCUGAGCCCAUAUCAGAUGAUAGGGAUCCCCUAGUUAAGGUGCUAAUGCAAAUAGCUGCAACACAAGAUGCAAUACUGGAGGAUAAUUUGCUUUUAGUAAACAGGGUUGGACUCCACAGUUGCUCUGAUUACUGCUUGAGAACUCCUCGCCAUCCGGAGCAAGGACUGCAGCCGAGAGAACGUGUAUGUCGGAUGGAAUUUGGAAGCGAGUACCGCCCAGGUAAAAAGAUUCACAGUAAUCCGGAAAUUGUGGAAGAUCAUAAUGGAGCUCCCCACCUAGAGAUGCCACGUGACCAUCCACGUGUGGUUCAGCAUUCUCGUUAUCAGUUACAAUCGUGGAGAGCAAAUGGGGAUGUAAGCUUGAUUCUUUCCAAUUCCCCUCCGGACAAUCCUAGCACAGAUGAUAUCAUAGCCAUUAUUGGCUAUGUGUGUGGAUAUGCUUGCAAAGAUAGCGAACCUACUGGUGCAACUUCUGAUCUCUUUAAGGACAUGGUGAAUGCUGUUGAUGCAGGUGAUGCAGACCAGGUGACAGGCAAGUCAAUGUGUGCUAAGAUGCUGAUAAAGACGGUAGGAAGACGAGAUAUCAGUGGACCGGAGGCAUCUUUUGAGCUGAUUGGGCUAGCACUUUGGCGAUGUAGCCUUCCAUUUACCUACUUGUCAAUGUCAGGGUCAAGGAGACUUGAACGUGAUGGUGAAACUGCAACUCGCAGCACCCCACUGGAUAAGUACCUUGCACGAUCGCAAGAUGAACACUGUUCUUGGUACCACUUUGCAUCUAAGAAUGGUAAUGUUCCUGUUGUAAGUGGUGGUUCUACGCACGCAACAUGGCCACUGAAUGAAGACUACUGUAGGACCAUGCUCCUGUUACACUGGCCAAGCUGGUUUGACAUCCAAGAAGUGAAGGGGGAUGCAGAAUCUUGGAUUGAUCGCUUUAAGGACUUUUUUGCAGGUGAUGACUGUCCAACAUUUGUGAAGGCCCAAGUUGCUAAGGCACGGCGCUUUGCAGACCACCCACAAGAACCAGUAUUUGAGGAGGAUGACGAAGAUGAGCUGUUGAAGCAGAAGAACAGCCAGACUGGGUGGAUGUAUAUGCAGGGCAGAACCAAAUGUAUGAGGGUGUAGAGAGAGACUUUGAUUAUGAUGAUGGUGGGGAGGACUAUGACUGGAGCAGUACCCGUAUUAUUCUCCCCGAAGGAAAAUACCCAACAAAAUGGCUUCAAGAAAGCAUUAAAGUGGAUGAUGAACAGGAGACAGAAAGUACAGACCUUGAUUUACCUCAGGUGUGUCCGUUGUCUCUAAAUGAGAAUCAGAAAGCCAUAAUGGGGCUUGUGUUGCACACCCUGUACAACUUUGUUGAAAACAGUGGAUAUUACCUUCCACUGCGGCUUGUUGUCUCUGGAACUGCUGGUACAGGAAAGUCUUAUGUCAUAAAGUGUCUCCAGAGGUUAGUGCGGCAAGUUUUCGAAGCCAAUGAUGCAAUACAGGUGAUAACUCCAACGGGGAAUGCUGCCUAUCUCGUUCAAGGCAGUACAGCUCACAGCUUUCUAGGAGUACCGACAGGUGGAAGGCCCUGGCCUGCAAUGAGUUGACUGUACCUACAGGUCCCUUACUGGAGAAAAUGCAGAAAAAGUGCGAAAAUCUGAAAGUUCUGGUUGGGGAUGAACGAUCAAUGUUUGGACGGAUGGGCUGGAUGGAACAGCAUGCACGUUAUGCAAUCAACAAAGGAGCCAAUGCAGAUCAGUUAUGGGGAGGGAUUCCUGUGGCAGUGUUUAUGGGAGAUGAUGUUCAGCUUCCUCCUGUAUGUGACACCCCUGUGUACAUCUCAGAUUGUCGUAGUGCACCGUCUAACCACGGUCAUUUGGUUUGGACAAUGUUUGAUAGUGCUGUUGAGCUUACUCAGAUUAUAAGGCAGAAUGAAUCUGAACAACAGCUGAGAGAUGUGUUGAUGUCACUAAGAAAUUAUACCACAACACCCCAGCAAAUCCAUUGGCUACAACAGUUUCAAUGGCACAAUCUCCGCACGUCGCACGGGCCAGAACUCCUUGCUAGGAUGGAUGAGCAAGGUCUGUACGUAUUUCCCACGCACCGUCUUGAAUGGCAGCGUAAUAAAACAAAGCUGCUUGAGUGUAACAGACAGCCAAACCACCCAGUAGCAAAGAUCAAGGCAGUUCACAAUGGCCGACAUGCAGUGAAGGCCGACAGUAAUAAGGCGGGAUGA